UCCAAUUACACUACAGUCGCUUUCAGGGUAUUUGGCUAUCACUGUCUCAUCUACACUUGCUGUACAAACUUCCUGAAGUCAGACUAGAAGCAAAUUCAUUUGCUGGCUUUAAAAAAAGCAGCACUGCUCAUGAUGCUUCGUUUACAAGUCCUUGCCCUACUACUUAUAUCAGUCGGUGCUCGCCUCACCCAGAACCCAUCAUUAGACUCACAAUGGCAACUCUGGAAGAAAACUCAUGAAAAGGAAUAUAAUAAUGAGGAUGAAGAGUUGGCCAGGCGUUUGACCUGGGAGAAAAAUCUGAGGUUCAUUAAUCUUCAUAACCUUGAAUAUUCCAAGGGAAUGCAUUCAUACCAAGUGGCAAUGAAUCAGUUUGGAGAUAUGACCACUGAAGAAGUUGUUACUCAGAUGAUGGGGUUUAUCCCUCCAACCCACAGGAGCAAUCAUACAAAAUUUGUCCCCAAAGGAACCACUAACCAUAGCCCUUCUGUGGACUGGAGGCUAAAGGGCUGUGUAACAGGUGUUAAAAACCAGGGAUCCUGUGGCUCAUGCUAUGCUUUCAGCUCAGCUGGUGCUCUGGAGGGGCAACUGAUGAUCCACAAAGGAGUUCUAAAAUCACUUAGCCCACAGAAUAUAGUUGACUGCAGUCAAAAUUAUGGCAACCAUGGAUGUAAUGGAGGUCGCAUGACCAGCUCUUUCCAGUAUGUUAUUGAUAACAAUGGAAUAGAUUCUGAUGAUGCAUAUCCAUAUGAAAUGCAGGAGGGCAGCUGCCGAUACUCAGUUGCUGGAAGAACUGCUACUUGUGCCAGCUACAAGGAAAUCCCAGAGGGGGAUGAAACUGCCUUGCAGGAAGCAGUUGCUACUGUAGGCCCAGUAUCAGUUGGUGUUGAUGCAUCACAACCAUCCUUUGUCCACUAUAGUGGUGGUAUAUAUUUUGACCCAUCCUGUACUCAUAUAGUGACUCAUGCUAUGCUUGCAGUUGGAUAUGGUGUUGACAAUGGUCAGGAAUAUUGGCUUGUCAAGAACAGCUGGGGACUGCAAUGGGGAGAAAGAGGUUACUUACGAAUUGCAAGAAAUAAAGGUGACCACUGUGGAAUUGCCUCUUUUGCAAGUUUUCCAGUAAUGUGAGCAGAUGAUUCAAGCUACAGUUUUCACUACAUUCCUUGUCUAAUAUUCUACUACUGGUCUUGUUGAAGAAGCCAUUGUUGAGCAAAGUAUUUCAAAAGCAACAGAAGCCUGAAUGCGUUCUCCAUCAUGACUUAGAAAUGUAACCAUACAAGAUGGGCUUUCUAAUUUUAAAUCAAAGAUAAAAUGAGAAUAAAAAGAUACUUGUACUUCUACUGCUGCUACUACCAUUACUACAGUUUGCAGGUGUUGCAGUAACUGUAUACCUUUUUUCAUGUGAUUUGUUGACUGUAGGUUACAUGGUGCUGUUAUAUGCUGCAUCACUUCACCACUAACAACUGUCUUCCUGCCACCGUGCAGUUUUACAGAAGGUAAUAUUCACUUCUAUCUCGCAUGAGCAUGCAUGGUCUCUCUCACAGACACAAGACGCACACACACACACACACACACACACACACACACACACACACACACACACACACACACACACACACACACAGACACACACACACACACAAACACACAGACACAUGCAUGCACUACUAAACACACAAUGAAUCAAGUACACAACUCUGAAAACUAUUCACCCAAUUAAAUAGCCAGGCAGUGAAAAACAAAAUAAAUGUAUUCCCCAGUAUGAGACCGACGCCUUUUAAAAUCAGUCAGAUGGAACUUCUCUCCUUCAUAGUCCACAGUGAGAAGUUUUAAAUGCACAUACCAUAAAGCUACUCAGACACAACCAUAUUUGUUUAUGGUUUUAUUAGCAUCAUAGUGUGCACCAGUAAUGAUGCUUGUCUCUUUAAAGGUAAUAACAUGGCUGCCUUUUCCUGAACAGGUUAGAAUGACUCUAGAUCAAAGAGAAAUGCAACAUUUUCUCAGGGAAGGAGGGUUUUAGGAUGCAGCUAAGAGAUUGCCCUCUAAACAUAUAAUCAUCAGGCUUCUCAGGACACUCCACCAUUGCAGAAAUCCCCAAAAUACAAGGACCUUCAAAACAGCCCUUCUCUUUUGUGACUGUUGUCUUUGAAACAAUCUCUCUUAUUGCAUGUGAAAUGUCUGAUGGUGGGUUUUUUUUUUAUUUUUUUGGUGACAGAACUAAAACUUUCUCAUUGAUCCAUGCUCAAUUUAGGUAUACUGGCACAUAAUACUUCUGUCAGGGACAUUAUCCUCUUAGCAUAGGCACAUGGAAUGAAAUCACCUUGAUUAUCUUGCCUGUGCAUGUGUCUGAAAGAAUGCUAGAUUUGUACUGUGUUCAUUGCACUUUGUUUUUAUACAGUCAUGUGAAAAUAUGUAGUGUGUAUUGCAUAGUUUUUCCUUAUCUACUUUUAGGUUAUAUUUCUACUUCAUUGUCUAUAAAAAGUGCUGACUACCUCCUAAACAAUUGUAUUGCUUUUAGCUAGAUUUGUCCACUGGCAUAAGUCAUAUCUAGGAAGGGACCCCUUAAUUCAUGUCAAUUAUGUGGCUAAUUUAUGAAUGGAAAGAUAAUAAAAUAAAUGAUGUGUUCAAACUUAGUACAAAAAACACAUUCCCUUCUGCUUGCACCUUGCACCCAGCUCACACUUGGCAUCCUUUGUCAGCACGUGUGGCUUUAUGUUUUGCAAAUACAGCUAAUGUCUUGAAACUGUAAAUGGUACACUGCAUCUCAUUUUAAACUCCUAAAGGCUUGAUGAUGUUCCAUAUGAAAAUAUUCUGUCUUUGCUGCCUUCUUUAAUUGUUAGACUAAAUGCAAAUCACUAUAUGUUUUCAGCUAAAGUAAUAGAAUGUGAGGAUGCUAAGUCAAGUGAAGGGAAACACGACUUAAGAAUGGUAAAAAGAAUAUUGAUGUCAGCUACCUCAUUUAGCUCUAUAACAACUUAAAAUUAUAUGGCACUAACUAAAUAUUAGAUACAAAUAUUGUACAAUACCUGACUUUCAAAAUUAAUUAUAGAAAUAUUGUACAAUACCUGACUUUCAAAAAUAAUUAUAAUUGUAUUAAUAUCUUUUAUAACUGAAUUCAGGGCAGUUUGCAGAAAUGAGACUAAAUGAAAAGUGCUGCUUCUGUACUUUUUUCCCCACUACUCCAUACUUCAGAAUUAUUCAAGAGUUCGAAAACAUGUUUUAGUGAUGUUAAAGGGGUCUGGCUCCACAGUCCCUGUAAUUUUAUAUUAUUAAUGCCUACACCACAUCUGAUUUGGGGAAGGGUGAAUUUCUGAACUUCAAAUUAUUUCACAAAAUGGAAGUUAGAAGAAAAUACAUUGCAGUGAUAUGUUCUAAAAUCCUAGUUGCAGACUGCACUGUCUGAUGGUGAAUUUUUCUUUCAUUUUACAAGUGGCAUAUGUACUGAACCAUAGGUUAGAUAUAAAAUUACACAAAAAUUGUAUUCUGUGAUAAAAUUUAUAUUACAAAUGUUCCUUUUGAAUUAAAAAAAUAAAAUACUGAAGGAUUCUA
This is a messenger RNA of Protopterus annectens (West African lungfish), 3546 nucleotides long. It is a transcript of the gene CTSS, whose product is annotated as cathepsin S. Gene Ontology annotation, cellular component: lysosome. Bases 130 to 1125 code for a protein of 331 amino acids. Gene Ontology annotation, molecular function: cysteine-type endopeptidase activity. The record is from RefSeq and is a predicted model, not a curated record. Gene Ontology annotation, biological process: immune response. The transcript has 8 exons. Lineage: Eukaryota; Metazoa; Chordata; Ceratodontiformes; Protopteridae.